Lindgomyces ingoldianus is the source of this 1326-nucleotide messenger RNA. RefSeq lists its product as uncharacterized. Gene Ontology annotation, molecular function: tRNA-intron lyase activity; nucleic acid binding. The coding region runs from base 1 to 1326 and encodes 441 amino acids. The record is from RefSeq and is a predicted model, not a curated record. Gene Ontology annotation, biological process: tRNA-type intron splice site recognition and cleavage; tRNA splicing, via endonucleolytic cleavage and ligation. The transcript is spliced from 2 exons. Gene Ontology annotation, cellular component: tRNA-intron endonuclease complex. NCBI's taxonomy places the organism in Eukaryota, Fungi, Ascomycota, Dothideomycetes, Pleosporales, Lindgomycetaceae.
AUGGCUUCAUUCGAGGUAGCUCUAGGAAAUAAUCCAGGACAACCAUCCACAAAGUCUCCAGGAACGAAGGAGAUCGCAACCGCCCUGCAGGUGAAACCAACGAAUCCACGACCGAGAAAGCCUAACUAUGCUGCAAUCCACUCUCGAUCCCUUCCACUCGAAGUGCAUCCUCUUCCAGCAUUCAUUCCACACAAUCCGUUGUCCUACCUGAGGAUUGCCAUUACCCUGCUCUCUCAUGCGCUCUUUCCCCCGACAUCCCAUCCUAUCAUUCACAAAGGGUUCUUCUCCGCUGAGUCUCAGUCUAUUCAUGUAACAGACCCACGGUCUGUCCGUGCGUUAUGGGAGCAGGGGUUCUGGGGAAAGGGGUCCCUCAGUCGCAGUGAGCCUCGGUGGCUCGAUCAAGAGAAGCGCAGUCGUGGGAUUGUCGCUGUGCAGACAAGUGAAGAAGCAACACGCUUGAGACGAGAGGAGAGGCGGCAGUUCAAGCUGGAGAGAGCUAAGAAGGAGAGGGAAACUAUUGAGCAGCAGUUACGCGAAGAAGGGAAACUCGAGGCAGUGGAGGAGCUGGAACAAGUACUAAUGAACGGGGCAGCAACUAUUCCAUCGAAUGGCACGCUAGGGGCUUCUAAUGAUACCACGAAUGGUGCUACUCAGAUUGAGGAUCUUGAAUAUCUACAACUCACACCAGAAGAAGCUUUCUUCCUCUCUUACGGACUAGGUACCCUCCAAAUCCACAAAAACGGAUAUUCACUUCCUUCGCCAUAUCUUUUCCGUCUCUACUGCGCCUACGCUACUUUCCCCAUAUCAGAAAACGCCGAGCUUUACCUCCACAAAUUCUAUCAAAAUGAACUCAGAUCCAACGGCACACACACCUCGUCCGGUAUUUGUCCCAUUGCUCCCGAUAAUCCCUUCCUCCUAAAGUACGCUGUAUAUCACCAUUUCCGAUCACUAGGUUGGAUUGUCCGGCCGGGGAUCAAAUUUGCAAUAGACUACCUCCUCUAUCUCCGUGGACCAGUCUUUUCACACGCGGAGUAUGCAAUCAUGAUCAUUCCCUCUUACAGUCACCCGUACUGGUCAGUCUCUCCAGAACGCAAGGCAGAAUGCAAGAGGCGAGAACAUCGGGAUUGGUGGUGGCUGCAUCGGCUCAACCGGGUGCAGAAUCAAGUACUUAAGACACUGGUUCUGGUUUAUGUCGAGGUGCCGCCGCCGUGGGAUGAGGAUUGCAGGGGAAGAGGGUUUGAGGUUGAUGUUGGGGAUGUGUUGAAGAGAUAUACGGUGAGGGAGUUCAUUGUAAGAAGGUGGAUUCCGAAUAGAAAUCGAGAUUGA